CGCUCCCGUGCUCUUGGGACCAGCCCUCACUCUCGAGCUAAAGGCACCGGUGGACUCCCCGCAGCCCUGGAGCUGACCCUUCCGUGGAUGUUGAAGCCCAGAUGCCCCCUUCGGGCGAAUGGAAAACGCCCCCCUUCGACCCGCGCUUCCCUAACCAGAACCAGACGCGUAACUGCUACCAGAAUUUUCUGGACUAUCACCGGUGCGUGAAGACCAUGAACCGCCGCGGGAAAACCACACAGCCCUGCGAGUACUAUUUCCGCGUGUUCCAUUCACUGUGUCCCGUCAGCUGGGUGCAGCGCUGGAAUGAGCAGAUCAAGCAGGGGACUUUCCCGGGCAAAAUCUGACUGUGCACUUGAGCGCUGCUCCCCUUGAGGCAUCAUCCCCCAGUAACCACUGUCCUCUCACCAAGCCCCAGCCUGGGUUACCCAUCUCCUCUCUGUCUCUACGCCACAAAUAAAGUCAUG
Messenger RNA from Microtus oregoni (creeping vole), 467 nucleotides. RefSeq names its product cytochrome c oxidase subunit 6B2. The record is from RefSeq and is a predicted model, not a curated record. Bases 102 to 347 code for a protein of 81 amino acids. The transcript has 4 exons. Lineage: Eukaryota; Metazoa; Chordata; Mammalia; Rodentia; Cricetidae. Gene Ontology annotation, cellular component: mitochondrion; respiratory chain complex IV; mitochondrial crista.